Messenger RNA from Fusarium poae, 618 nucleotides. RefSeq lists its product as uncharacterized. Lineage: Eukaryota; Fungi; Ascomycota; Sordariomycetes; Hypocreales; Nectriaceae. The transcript is spliced from 2 exons. The coding region runs from base 1 to 618 and encodes 205 amino acids. The record is from RefSeq and is a predicted model, not a curated record.
AUGACAUCAUCUCAGACCACCGCCACCUCUACGCCCUCGAUUUCGGACCAGCCCAUUACUGGGACGCCUCUGGACUUUUUCCUCUUCUUCAACGCGACGUAUCCUGAUGAAGACACCCAGAACACCACCGGUGGGUCACGUAAGCGCAAAUCCAGGGGUAUGGUGAUGUAUCGAUGUCUCCAUUGCCCUGCCGAUAAGCCCUGGGCGAAUCGGAAGCGGGACAACGCAUGGCAUCACGCCCGGCGGUGCCAUGCCGAUAUUAUCUCUUCCCUCGAUCGCACGCUCAUUGGGGGCAGUUCUGAUGUUGUAGAUGAUGAAAAGGAAGUCAAACGUCCUCGGAUUGAUGCUUUUCUUUCCUCUCGUUACUCGGAUGGUGGCUAUAUCGAGAUCAAAGGAAAACAUAUCCGCGGUUAUCCCACAUGGCAAUUGAUAUCCUCUCAAUCCCUCCUGAAUCAUCUGAUAUUGAGUCUCACUUCUCAUCGGCGCGGCGUUGAGUGUGUAGGCAACUGGAUGCGCGAGGGUAUCAUUAUACCCAAGUCUCACGGUGGCAGUGGCGUUAUUUCCAGCGUUACUGUUGAAUUUAGCGUUGAAACAGAGGCAGAGGACUUUCUAGAUUAG